Manihot esculenta (cassava) is the source of this 1375-nucleotide messenger RNA. RefSeq names its product protein BASIC PENTACYSTEINE2. Gene Ontology annotation, cellular component: nucleus. The record is from RefSeq and is a predicted model, not a curated record. NCBI's taxonomy places the organism in Eukaryota, Viridiplantae, Streptophyta, Magnoliopsida, Malpighiales, Euphorbiaceae. Gene Ontology annotation, molecular function: sequence-specific DNA binding; DNA-binding transcription factor activity. Gene Ontology annotation, biological process: response to ethylene. The transcript is spliced from 2 exons. Bases 172 to 1014 code for a protein of 280 amino acids.
AUACACAAUAUUGGGUCUCUUUCUCUUUCUCUCUCUCAUUUUUAGGGCUUUCUCUCUCCUCUCUCCUCUCUCUUAUUCUCAAUCUGUCUUUCUCUCUCAGGUUUCUCUCUCCUAUCUUUCUCUCUCCAGAAGGGCAAAACCCUAAAGAGCCGUUUACACCCCCCAAUUUUCAUGGAUGACGAUGCACUGAACAUGCGCAAUUGGGGUUAUUAUGAACCGACGUUUAAAGGGCAUCUCGGUCUGCAGCUCAUGUCGAGCAUGGCAGACCGUGACACGAAACAUUUUCUAUCUGGGCGUGAUCCUAAUAACAUAGUGGUUGGUGCCAAUGGAGCUUUCCAUCCACGUGAUUGUGUUGUUUCAGAUGCUCCUGUCCCUAUGAAUUAUGUAAGAGACAGUUGGAUAAGCCAAAGGGAGAAGUUUUUGAACAUGUUACCUCCAAAUCCUGGCUAUGCUGUUCUACCUGAAACAUCUGGGGCUCACUCCAUGCAAGUUCUACAGCCACCCAAUACAUCAAGGGAUGAGAAGGUGGGUGGUCGGAUUGAGGAGCCAAGUGUAAACAAGGAAAGUAGCCAGUUGAAGAAAAGGCAAGGUGGGGGUGCCCCCAAAACCCCCAAAGCUAAGAAACCUAGGAAGCCAAAAGAUAAUAGUAAUAAUGCUGUUCAGCGUGUGAAGCCAGCUAAGAAAAGUAUGGAUGUUGUCAUUAAUGGGAUUGAUAUGGACAUUUCUGGUAUUCCUAUUCCAGUAUGCUCUUGUACUGGAACUCCUCAGCAGUGUUAUCGAUGGGGCUGUGGUGGAUGGCAGUCUGCUUGUUGCACUACCAAUGUUUCUAUGUACCCCUUGCCAAUGAGCACUAAAAGACGUGGUGCGAGGAUAGCUGGAAGGAAAAUGAGUCAGGGUGCAUUUAAGAAGGUAUUGGAGAAACUUGCUGCCGAAGGCUAUAACUUUGCUAACCCAAUUGAUUUGAGGACUCACUGGGCAAAACAUGGUACCAAUAAGUUUGUCACUAUCAGAUAGAUCUACAUUGUUGGUGCCGAUGGUGAGCCUACCAUUGGAUUUGGUCUGCUUCUCUUGUAUAUAUCUGUGGCCUUUUGCAGAGAUCUAUGGUUCUUUGUAGUUCAUGAAUCUUCACAGAUAUGAUACAUGUUUUUGAAAUUCAAACAUAUGCUCUUUUCCAGAGUCAGCUGUUAAUUUUCAGUUCUAUUUGUGUUAUAAAGGCAACUAGUAACUUCUUGCCAGCAGGAUGUAGAAUGUGGAUGAAAUUAUUUUUUUGUUGGAUUUUUGGGUAACAUCUCUUUUGCCCUUAAAUGCAUCUCUUCAAAGAUUGGUAAAUGAAUUUCCCUUUCAUCAUAAGUAUUUCACAUGAUGGUUCUUUGUU